AUGCUUUCGAUGUUUCUUGGUCUAUCAUACCUUGCAGUUAUUGUCACUCUGUACGGUGGAUGGUGUCGGCCAUUCUCCGACUAUCUAGUCCUUCAGCCACAGAACGAACAGUGCUUGACAUGGCGUGACUACAAUAUACUUCAGCUUUCUAUGAACCUCUCAACAGAUCUAGUCCUGCUACUCAUUCCAGUCACACUCAUCAGCAGGAUGAAUAUGAAGAUUGGAAAAAAAUUGCUACUCAUCGCUUUGUUUAGCAUGGGCAUAUUCGUCAUGCUCUCGGCAAUCCUGCUCAAAGUGGCUGUUUUCUCAAACAUGUUCGACCCCGUGUGGCUCAUCUGGUGCAUCCGCGAGGUUAGCACAGCAAUGCUGGUCGGCAAUCUCGUCUUGUGCAUGCCUAUCUUCAAGAUAUGGUGGAAGUUCUUCUCUAGCCGCAUCGGCAGUUUGAGGAAGGGUUCCACGGAGUCAGGAAACAGCGACAUGAAGGGGGUCACGCAGGAUCCGCAAAGCGCCGGGUUUAAGACAACGACUACGAUGUCCGAAUCCGGGUACUCUAGAUGGAAUUCUAUCGCAGGAUUGCCUCAGAGUCCUACAGAUUAUGGCCCCAUGUUCGGCGCGGACCUUGAAGAUCAUAGUGGUGCCAGAACUACGAACAGAAAGCUAUCGAUAAGCCAAGGUGUAUGA
Molecule: messenger RNA, 681 nt
Organism: Colletotrichum graminicola M1.001
Lineage: Eukaryota; Fungi; Ascomycota; Sordariomycetes; Glomerellales; Glomerellaceae
Exons: 4
Coding region: 1-681 (226 amino acids)
Source: RefSeq, a predicted model, not a curated record